AUGCCACCAAAGAAAACAAUCCCUCCUCCUGCAACACCCAGUCAGCCUCCCAGUCAAACCAAGAAAAAGAAACCCGCCGUCUCAUGGGACAAAGAUGGUGCCGACGGCUUCUCAAGCAUUCGGGUCCUCCUCGAUUGGCUUGCGGUGGAAGGCAACUACCAGCGAUGGCGUGGGGACACCAAGGCCGGGUCUACUAAGUCGGCAUUAGCGAACGAGAUUCUGUCCUUGAUGGCCGACUGUGGGAUCACCCACCGAGACAAUAAAGGUAUCCAAACCAAGAUUCAAGAACUCCAAAACUCCUAUUCCAAAGCGAGCGACUUCCUCCGCAAUACGGGAUCAGGCCUUCAAGAAGAAGAUAUAGCCAAUGGCACCAAGACGCUUGAGAUGGCGUUGGUCAAGUUAUGCAAAUAUUGGGAUGAGCUUCAUCCAAUCAUGGCAACUCGCACCGUGGCAAUCCCCUUACACACAACCGAGACAACUUCUUUUGACGUACCCAACCUCCUAAGCCAAUCGGACUCGGAUGAUAACACCGACGAGGACCCAGCGACUAUUGCAGCUGCCUCCGAGCCAAAUUUGCAGACCUCAGAGCCAGCUGACACACCAGACGUGGACGAUGAACCUGAUACUCCGCCUGUUGUGGGGACCAAGUCGGCAGCGGCAUCUGCUCGGUCGGGUGGAACCAAAAUGAAGUCCUCGCGGAAAAGUGAGUCAUAUCUGCUCAUUGCAACUUGGAUCUGUCUCGGUGAAUGGCUUCCUAAUCAUCUUCUGACUUGUAGGUACCGAUCCCCUUGGACUGGAGAAGGUCCUCUCCGAGGCGAAUAUUUACAGGUGCGCAAGGAACGCGACAGUGAUAAAAAGGCAGCCGAGAAGGAUAAAUUGGAGGCGACUAAGAAACGAAUCAAGCUGGAGGCGGCCCGCAAUAGGACGAUGAUUGAUGUGGAGAGGCGUAAAAUCAAGCUUGCGGAGAGGGAAGCUCUAAUGAAAAUUAGGGAAUUUGAGUCCAAUGAGAUUGAUAAGAGAAUCAAGAACAUGAAAGAUCUGAAGGAACUCGGCCACUCAACCGAGGAAAUCAAAGAAUUUUUUGCGGCGCAAUUCAACAUUGGUCGAGGUGAAGGUAGCAAUAAUCGCCCGGUUUCAUUGGAAGAGAAGAAACAGAUUGUUGAAUUGCUCUCCGACUCCGAUGAAAUGUCUUCCGGUGAUUCUAGUGAUGGCUCAGGAGGCGAUGAAUGA
This is a messenger RNA of Puccinia graminis f. sp. tritici CRL 75-36-700-3, 1230 nucleotides long. RefSeq lists its product as uncharacterized. The transcript has 2 exons. Lineage: Eukaryota; Fungi; Basidiomycota; Pucciniomycetes; Pucciniales; Pucciniaceae. Bases 1 to 1230 code for a protein of 409 amino acids. The record is from RefSeq and is a predicted model, not a curated record.